This is a messenger RNA of Ambispora leptoticha, 696 nucleotides long. The record is from the annotation of a GenBank genome assembly. NCBI's taxonomy places the organism in Eukaryota, Fungi, Glomeromycota, Glomeromycetes, Archaeosporales, Ambisporaceae.
AUGCCUUGCAUGUUAAAAUCCUUAUUCCCAGCGCCUCAUGUUUUCACAAGGAAAACCUCAUGCCGACUUCUUCACACAAACCACAGUUUUCACACAUAUAACCUGGUGAAAGAACUGGAGCUUCGUGGAUUCGCUCGGGGACAAGCGGUUGCCAUAAUGAAAUGUUUACAGGCAAUGUUACUUGAUAGCUCUGCGUUAAUACAAAGUCAAAUGCUCUCAAAAUCAGAUUUGGAAAAUGGACGAUAUUUAUUUAAGGCUGCACUUUCAGAGCUACGUACAGAAAUUCAAAUUCUACAUAAAAACGAUUGGUCAGCAUUACGUCUAGAAACAGCAAGUAUUCAACGAGAACUUGACGUACUGAAUUCGAAAAUGAAAGAAGACACCACCGCAUUAAAACACGAGAUACAGAUGGAUGUUAAUACGCGUAAAGCCGAAACUCGAGCAGAUCAGAAAAAGUUAGAGAUAAAAAUUGAAGAGUUGAAUAAUAAGUAUACCAUCGCGUUAGGUGAUAUAAGAACUGAUAUCGAGGCUGUAAAAUGGGAUACGACUAGACGAGGGAUGAUGGCAAUAUUUGGAAUGGGAAUAUGUGCUAUUUUUGUAACUUUUCUCAUUUCGGAACAAAAAUCGAAUGAAUCUAAAGUAGAGCCAUUUCCAUCGACUGAGGAUCAAUCAACGACCUUAUUUUCCACAUCAUAA